Molecule: messenger RNA, 4272 nt
Organism: Crotalus tigris (Tiger rattlesnake)
Lineage: Eukaryota; Metazoa; Chordata; Lepidosauria; Squamata; Viperidae
Gene: JAM3
Product: junctional adhesion molecule 3
Exons: 9
Coding region: 22-978 (318 amino acids)
Biological process (GO): angiogenesis; cell adhesion
Molecular function (GO): protein homodimerization activity; protein heterodimerization activity
Source: RefSeq, a predicted model, not a curated record
UGGGAUCAAGCCAGGCGGGGAAUGCGCAAGCUCGGCCCCGGCGAAGACGGACGCCCGAAGUCCAUCGGCAUCAUGGCGCUUUGGCGGCCGGCGCUGCUGCUGCUCCUCCUCCUCCUGCUCCGAUACAGAAUCCUGGCAGUAGAGCUGAUCUCUAAAAACAUCAAUCCGGUGGUGGAAGAAUUUCAACAGGCCGAACUGUCCUGCAUUAUUUCUGCCACCAAAACGGCGAAUCCUAGAAUCGAAUGGAAGAAAAUUGCCGGCCGAGGUACAACAUACGUGUAUUUUGACGGCAAGAUGCAAGGAGAAUGGGCGACCCGGGCCCAGCUCAGCAGCAGGACAUCGCUGACCAUUUACAACGUCACCCGAGCUGACAAAGGCAUCUACCGGUGUGAGGUCGUAGCUCCCGAUGACGCCAAUCUCGGUGCAGAGAUCAACAUUAACCUGACCAUUCACGUCAAACCAGUGGCCCCCAAGUGUCGGGUGCCCCCCUCUGUUCCUGUGGGAAAACCCGCCACCCUCUAUUGCCAAGAAAAGGAAGGAUUCCCAGAGCCAAAUUACAGCUGGUACCGUAAUGAUGAAACGUUGCCACUGGAUUCCAAAGCCAGCACUAAGUUCCAGAAUUCUUCCUUUACGGUGAACCCCAAAACUGGCACGUUGGCCUUUGCCGAAGUCCAGAAAGGAGACUCCGGUCGCUACAGCUGCAGAGCCAAGAACGUCGUGGGCGAAGCCUGGUGUGAAGGGAUAGAAAUGGAAGUUUAUGACCUUAAUGUUGUUGGGAUCGUGAUCGGCGUAUUGGUGGUGCUGGUCGUUCUGUCCCUGACUACAGUGGGGAUCUGCUGUGCCUACAGGAAUGGUUUCUUUGUCCACAACAAACAAAAUGGAAACAGCUACAAGACUCCAGCGAAGCCAGAUGGCGUGAAUUAUAUUCACACAGAUGAGGAGGGUGACUUUAGACACAAGUCCUCCUUUGUGAUAUGAAACGGCAGAGACACUUGGAUUUGGCCCGGCGGCGAGAGCAGAGCGCAGAAAACCUUCCUCUCAACUCCUCCUUGCGCAAGGGGCGACCGCUGAUGUGUGUGUGUGUGUGUGAACGUGACCCUUUUUUACUCCUUUCUAAAACAUUUACAGGCACCCGGGUGCAAUGGCCGGUGGCUGGUUUUAUUUUUUAUUUUUUUAAAAAAACUUUGUUGUUGCCAAAGUCAAACCCUGGUUUUUUAAUUGCCAAACUGCCAUCUUCCACUCCAGAAGCAACCGUCGCCAACACCAGGUGGAGAGACUUCAACCUCUGGCAGGAGAAAAAACUGCUUCUGUGAAAAUCUCUGGGGAUCUACUACACCGAGGCAGCAUCGAAAACAAACUUCUGCUCCAGUCUAGUCGCUCUCCUCUGCUUUAGGCAGACUUCGAUUGCCCUUUCCCAGGCCAGGCUGUGCAUUCCAAGCAUCUCUUUGGGUUGCUAAGCAACAGCAUACAACAACAACAACAAUAACACAACAAAAAGCCAAGCCUUCUGACUUUUUGAACUCUGGUACCCAGGACUGAAGACCGAAUUUUUCUCCUGUUCCUUCUUGCGUUUGUAGAAUUCUGCAGUCUAAUUAUUUUUCUCUCUUUUUGGGGGUGGGGUUUUUGUUUGUUUUUGGCAAAGAUGUAUUUUGAUUACUUUUUUUUAAAAGUCCUUUUUGUGUUUUUUUUUUAUUUAAAAUGUAAAUAGGUUGGUAGGCCAAACGGUGUUAAUUGUAAUAACGUAGUGACUUUUGCAGGGUUUCUGGUUCAUGCUGUCCAGUACUGAUUCCAGCCAUUAUCAGUAUUAACCGAAAGUGCAGAAUAUGCCGUGGGGCAAAACACUUUAUUCCUUUCAUGGGGUAGGACAUUUAUCUUCCCUUUGCAGAAAAAUAGGAGCACAAUCAAAAGACUUGUCCAACUAGCAAGAACAUAAAGAGGAGGCCUUAAAGGUGUAUUGAAUUAUUUUGUAAGUGGUAGGCAUCUUAUGAUUAUGACAAGAUGCCCAAAACAGACGCUCCCAAAUUCAUUUGAGGGGUGCUCAAAAGUUACUGAGUUCUAAAUUUUGGAUGGGCCCUUUAGGUCCUGGGAAGGCUAAAACCAUACAGCAGUUGUCAAAUGAAACUCCGUGAUUUAGCCAGCCAAAAAUGGAGGGAACUCUGAUCUUAUGUGCAUCAUCUCCCUUUAUUGACAGUUCCACACGGGAAAACACUUAUCUCGUCCGUUGAAGAAAAAGAGGAAAGAGAGGAUGGAGUGUAGUUAAAUCUGCAAUUCCCUCUCUAAUUUUUCUGUUCAGGUAAGUAUGGGAGCUGCCAACCUAUCCGGCCUAUAAGCAAGCAACUCCUAGCAAUUCCCACAGCAGCAGCUGUGGUCUUCUCUGGUCUACAGCAGAAGCAUCAAAGCUUGGAAACUUUAAGACUUGUGGACUUCAGUUCCCAGAAUUCCCUAGCCAGUCGUGCAUGGCUGGCUGGGGAAUUCUGGGAGUUGAAUCCACAGGUCUUAAAAGUGCCAAGGUUGGAUACCCUUGUUUUACAGCAAGGAUCUUACGAUUUGCUGUGUUGGAAAAAGUGACUUUUUCUCCCCCAAAACGCAAUAUUUUUUAAGGACAUCCUUUUCAGCUUCCAAGUUCAUAGUCUUAAUUCUGAACGGAGACAGUAUUUUUUUUUUAUUACCUACGAAGAUGUAGGACUGGGUUUGUUGAUCUUCUGUAUUAACCUGCCUUAGAAUAGCCAACACAUUGGAUCGGUUUGCUUUAUCUUUUUUUAAGGAAGUUGAGAAGACCGUGGUGCAUUUCAUUUCUAACAGUUUUAAAUUCCAAGGAUAAAGUGGCACUAAAUUUAAGGCAGGGGAGGGGAUGUCACAGUGUGCCCCAAUGUUACAAUGUGCCCCAAUCCAGCCAACUUGGUUUGAUUUUAACCGUGGCUACCUCGGCAUUUGACCAAAGCAAGGUGUUUAUCCACUGCCAAUUUUUUUUUUUCUUUUUCUCUGUCAACUUUAUUUAUGAUCGAAUGAGGUUGCCUUCUGGAUCAAAAUGGCUUUUCCUUCUGCCUUAGUAUGUUCACUAACCCUUUUCCAAGGCUGCCUACCUGACACCCAAAAACAGGAAAAUCCUUGAAUAUUUAGUGGAGAACGAAAAAUCGAUACUGCUUGCCUUCGGGAUAUAUCUACACCAGAGGUGUCCAACCUUGGCCAUUUUAAGGCUUGUGGACUUCAACUCCCAGAAUUCCCCAGCCAGCAUGGGAAAUGGCUGGGGAAUUCUAGGACUUGAAGUCCACAAGUUCUUCAAGUCACCAAGGCUGGACACCCUGGUCUACAUUGUUACACUCGUAACCUGGAUUAAUAGGUAGGGUUGACCACCAAGGACAGGUUAGAAAUCAAAGGAGACUGAAUCUCAUAGUUGGACCAUCUUCUUUGCAAAACUAAGUUUUGCAUGCUAGAAAGCAGGUUCAAGGAAUUUUGAUUCUCGGUAGGCUUUGGCAGGUACAAAGUUCAGUUGACCAGCAGGAUUAGGGCCUCUAGGCAUGGUUUUUGGCGCCAGGCUGAUGUUGAGAAGGUCAACUCAACUUGAGGUGCAGCAUGAUCUUCCCAUUUUGCUGUUCGACUCUUGUUCUGCCCAAUGCUGAGUAUGAUAAGAGCAGUGGAAUAUGUUAGAAGAGUUAUCUAUACCUGAAGAACCUAAGAUCGUAGAAGGUCAGAGGUGAGUUAGGCUGGGAGUUGUCACACAACUUUGUUGGGAAUGAAGCAGAUGGGGACUGCUCAGCCUAUAAUCAUUUAUCAACUAUGGGGAAGAUUCUUCAGGGUUUGAAACACCAGUUCGUUACCUGCAGAGAUUUUUCCGUAGCAACUUAAACAGGUUGGUGAUUUAAGGUAGUAUAAUCUAUCAUUCAAACCCUCGAUCUGUGCCAGAUUGGCAUGGCUCAUUAACGUAUUUCUUACUUUAAGGAACGGGGUGAUCCAGAUCCUAGAAAGGACUAUUAGUGGCAUGGGAUGAGUCAAUUGAAAUUUCUUCCACCAAAGUCAGGUCAAUUAAUCCUGGUUAAAUUUGUAAAGGGCACAAAUGCUUCCAAGUGACUUCUUCAAAAGCGGUCAUCUUAUGUGAGUUAGAAACUCUUUCCAAAGAUUUACAGUCUUUUGGGUCUCAAAAAGGCACCAUUGGAAAUCUCUUUCAACAAACAGGUCUCCACAAAACGCAUUGUAAAUACUUGAUCAGUUUGUACUAAUGUAUUGCAUAAAACUUUGCGGAGAAUGUUUUACAUAAAUAUAUAUAUAAAAGUU